AUGACCGGCCCAUCGAUUCAGGAUCGCACCGGCGAGUUCCACGCCAUCUUGGGACAAGCCCAGAAACGGGUCGCCACCACCAAGGUUGGAUCCCAGCGACAGGCGCUUCUAUCGGAUUCACAAAAGAGACAAGCCAAUGGGUCCGUGAACGGAGGCGCGCAACCCGGAAGGAGAUCCGAGUUUGCUAGGAGGGCUGUUGAGAUUGGACGGGGUAUCACUGCGACGACAGCCAAGUUGCAGAGGCUGGCUGAACUGGCCAAACGAAAGACCCUUUUCGAUGACAAGCCGGUCGAGAUCUCAGAAUUGACAUAUGUCAUUAAGCAAGAUCUCGCUUCCUUAAAUCAGCAGAUCGCCUCCUUGCAAGCGCUCACGCUCUCUCAACAUCCGAAAUCCAACCGGUCGAAAGCGGACCAGGAAGGAGAGCAUAAUGAUAAUGUCGUGGUUAUGCUGCAAGGCAAACUGGCGGACGUCGGAGCAAACUUUAAAGAAGUUCUCGAGGUUCGAACGAAGAACAUCCAAGCGUCGCGCUCCAGGACAGAGAACUUUGUUUCAUCGGUAUCCUCGAAAUCGCAGGCGGCCUUAGACACGCAACGGUCGGACUCUCCGCUGUACACCUCCGGCAGGAGGACUCCUCAACCGGGUGGCUCUUCCGACCUGUUGACUCUGGAGCCCUCGAAUCCGUCGCCCCUCGGACGGCCGUCUAUGCAUUCCGACCAGCAAUUGCUGGUGAUGGAAGAGGCGCAAACGAGUAACUCUUAUAUCCAAGCACGCGGUGAAGCAAUCGACGCGAUCGAACGUACAAUCAAUGAACUGGGCGGCAUCUUCGGCCAACUGGCGCAGAUGGUCAGCGAGCAGUCUGAGAUGAUCCAACGGAUAGAUGCCAACACUGAGGACGUUGUGGAUAACGUCCAAGGCGCACAGCGCGAACUAAUGAAAUACUGGACCCGAGUAUCUGGGAACCGAUGGCUGAUUGCUAAGAUGUUCGGAGUCCUAAUGGUGCGUGGCUCUCCCGUCCUCUUCCAAAUAUUCUCUGGUACUAACUUGUAG
Aspergillus nomiae NRRL 13137 is the source of this 1047-nucleotide messenger RNA. Its product is annotated as t-SNARE syntaxin. Bases 1 to 1047 code for a protein of 348 amino acids. Gene Ontology annotation, biological process: vesicle fusion; intracellular protein transport; endoplasmic reticulum to Golgi vesicle-mediated transport. Lineage: Eukaryota; Fungi; Ascomycota; Eurotiomycetes; Eurotiales; Aspergillaceae. The transcript is spliced from 3 exons. The record is from RefSeq and is a predicted model, not a curated record. Gene Ontology annotation, molecular function: SNAP receptor activity; SNARE binding. Gene Ontology annotation, cellular component: Golgi membrane; endomembrane system; SNARE complex.